GGGCGGGGGGGAGGGGCGGGGCGCGGCCGCCGGACGCGCCCUCGCAGCUUCCGCCGGGCCCCUCCGGAAAUCCCGUGUCGUGGGGCGACGGCGGCGUAGAAAGUGCUUCCUGGAGCGCAGAAGAGGUCGUGAAUCAUGUGACGGUGGCUUGAGGAGGAACCUGUCUUUAAAGCUGUCCCUGAAGUGACAGCGGAGAGAACCAGGCAGCCUAGAAACCCCAGGCGUGGAGAUUGAUCCUGCGAGAGAAGGGGGUUCAUCAUGGCGGAUGACCUAAAGCGAUUCUUGUAUAAAAAGUUACCAAGUGUUGAAGGGCUCCAUGCCAUUGUUGUGUCAGAUAGAGAUGGAGUACCUGUUAUUAAAGUGGCAAAUGACAAUGCUCCAGAGCAUGCUUUGCGACCUGGUUUCUUAUCCACUUUUGCCCUUGCAACAGACCAAGGAAGCAAACUUGGACUUUCCAAAAAUAAAAGUAUCAUCUGUUACUAUAACACCUACCAGGUGGUUCAAUUUAAUCGUUUACCUUUGGUGGUGAGUUUCAUAGCCAGCAGCAGUGCCAAUACAGGACUAAUUGUCAGCCUAGAAAAGGAACUUGCUCCAUUGUUUGAAGAAUUGAGACAAGUUGUGGAAGUUUCUUAAUCUGACAGUGGUUUCAGUGUGUACCUUAUCUUCAUUAUAACAACACAAUAUCAAUCCAGCAAUCUUUAGACUACAAUAAUACUUCUAUCCAUGUGCUCAAGAAAGGGCCCCUUUUUCCAACUUAUACUAAAGAGCUAGCAUAUAGAUGUAAUUUAUAGAUAGAUCAGUUGCUAUAUUUUCUGGUGUAGGGUCUUUCUUAUUUAGUGAGAUCUAGGGAUACCACAGAAAUGGUUCAGUCUAUCACAGCUCCCAUGGAGUUAGUCUGGUCACCAGAUAUGGAUGAGAGAUUCUAUUCAGUGGAUCAGAAUCAAACUGGUACAUCGAUCCACUUGAGCCGUUAAGUGCUGCCAAUUGUACAAUAUGCCCAGGCUUGCAGAAUAAAGCCAACUUUUUAUUGUGAAUAAUAAUAAGGACAUAUUUUUCUUCAGAUUAUGUUUUAUUUCUUUGCAUUGAGUGAGGAACAUAAAAUGGCUUGGUAAAAGUAAUAAAAUCAGUACAAUCACUAACUUUCCUUUGUACAUAUUAUUUUGCAGUAUAGAUGAAUAUUACUAAUCAGUUUGAUUAUUCUCAGAGGGUGCUGCUCUUUAAUGAAAAUGAAAAUUAUAGCUAAUGUUUUUUCCUCAAACUCUGCUUUCUGUAACCAAUCAGUGUUUUAAUGUUUGUGUGUUCUUUAUAAAAUUUAAAUACAAUUCGUUAUUCUGUCUCCAAUGUUAGUAUGUAUGUAAACAUGAUAGUACAGCCAUUUUUUUCAUAUGUGAGUAAAAAUAAAAUAGUAUUUUUAAAAAUAUAGUUUGAGCACUGUAUAGGUCCUUUUUUUGUUCAGACUUUUUCCAAAAAUCUAAACAUAAUUAAUAUACUCUUUCAGCCACAUGAAUAAAUAAUGAGUGUUUCUUGUAGGUAUUGGUUUGGAGAUUGUUUUACGGUAGCAUGAACUGUUAACUGGAAAAGAAACCUGAGAUUGCAGUCAGCCAAGAUUGUGCCACUGCACCCCAGCCUGGGCAACAGAGACUCCGUCUCAAAAACAAAAAAGAAAAGAAACCAAGAAACCUCAGGCAUGAACCUAAUUUAAUCUCCAUGAAAGAGGUACUACAGUUCUAGAAUAUACCCUUUAUGUUCAGGAAUGCAGUCUAUCAUUCAGAGUUAAUUUCUUUCUAGGCUCUUUGACAAUCAAUUUUUCCCUGGAUCAGUUCAGUACAUAUGCAUUGAGCACCUGUGUGCCAGUCAGCAGAGCUAUCACAUUGCACAAUUCUAAGAAGCACCAUUCAUGUCUCAUCAUAUUUCUAUGCUCUGGGAGUUGCCUUUCACAUAGAAUAUGUGUGAUUGUUAUCCCUAGAAUUGUGCAGUGAGGCAAUUGGCUAGGUGCUGUGCUGCUUUUUCUUUCUUUCUUUUUUUUUUUUUAAGAGACAGAGUCUUGCUGUGUUGCCCAGUCUGGAGUGCAGUGGUGGCAUGAUCUUGCCUCACUGUAACCUCUGCCUCCUGGGUUCAAGCUGUUCUCAUGCCCCAUUCUCCCUUGUAGCUGGGAUUACAGGCUUACACCAUUGCACUUGGCAAAUUUGUGUAUUUUUAGUAGAGACAGGAAUUCACCAUGUUGGCCAGGCUGGUCUUGAACUCCUGACUUAAAGUGAUCCACCUGCUUUGGCCUCCCAAAAUGCUAGGAUUAUAGGUGUGAGCCACUGCACCGGGCCAUGUGCUACUUUUUCUUCCUUCCAUCCUUCCUCCCUCCUUCCAGUGUAAAUAUGAGAUUAAUUUGUGACAUCUUACUUUAAAGAACUUAGAGUUCAGUAAAGAAAGCAGGUAUAGAAAGUGCUAUGAUAAAGCUAUACAUAGGAUGGUAUAGAACCACAGACUAGGGGCACUUAAAAUGGGCAAGAAAAUAGCCUUUGUAAAUAAAAUAGAGGCAAGAGAUAUAAUGCUUUACCUGCAAAGAGCUGUAAAUACAGCCAUGUACCAUAUAAUGAUGUUUCAGUUAGUGAAGGACCACAUACGAGGGUGGUCAGAACAGCAGGCUAUACCAUAUAGCCUAGGUGUGUAGUAGGCUAUACCAUAUAGCCUAGGUGUAUAGUAGUAGGCUAUACCAUAUAGCCUAGGUGUGUAGUAGUAGGCUAUACCAUAUAGCCUAGGUGUGUAGUAGUAGGCUAUACCAUCUGGGGUUCCUGUCAGUACAGUAUGAUGUUCACAUAAUGAUGAAAUCACCUAACAAAGCAUGUCUCAAAAUGUAUCCACAUUGUUACGUAACACAUGACUGUAGUUAAUUGUUACAAUUGAAAUACUAGAUGUACUCAUUGAAAUCCAGAAUUCCCAUUAUCUGGAUUAUUUAAUAUCGUUCAGGAAAUUUUUGCCAGUGCAAUGGUGCAUGAAACAAUGUCUUUUAGAAAUGAGGUGGCCAGAUUUCUAUUUGCAGAUAAUAAUUGUAUAUCUAAAAAUCCUAGAAAAAGAAAUGAUAACAAAUGGAGCUACUUAACCUUUACAUGUUGAAUGCUGCCACUGUUAAAAUUUCUGAGGGGGUAUAAUAGAUAUACUAUCCCAUAGUUCAUCUGGAAAAAUAAGGUGGUGAAAAUUGCUAAGAAAUUUUUGAAAGGGUAAUAUAAACCUAGAUUAACUGUUUUUGAAAGGUAGUACAGAACUGAAUGCACAACUAGAUAUCAAUGGUAUGUACUCACCCAGAAAAAAGACUUCAGUACAUACAUGUGAGGGCUUAAAACAUUGUUAUAAAGAUGGGAUCACAAUGGGAAAAGGAUUAUUCAAUAAGUAGGGCAGGCAUUCUCUAUGCCUGCUAGGGAAGUGUGACUUGUUAUACUCUUUAUGUACAGCAAUUGGCAGUCUGUGAAACUUUUAAAUUCAUAUACAUAACCUUUUGCCCUGCAAUUCCACUUCUAGAAAUUUAUCCUACCAAACAAAGCACAUAGAUGUGCAAAAGUAUGUAUUUACAAGUAUAUUCUUUGCAACUUGGUAAUGUCAAAGAAUUGGAAGCAACCUAAAUAUCUGCCAUAGGUAGGAUAACCAUAUGCUCUGGCUUUUUGAACACUACCAGUUUAUACCUGCUGUUCUUGGAUAAUUAUUAAUAGUGCUUUCAUUCUCAAUGUCUCACUUUAGAUAAUAAAUUACAGAGGAUUGGUGAAACUAAUUUGCCCAAUGGAAAAAGGAAUGAAGAAGUGCUUUAGGUACUGAGAUGAAAAGAUCUCUAAGGCAUAAUAAUGUUUAUUGAGAAAAGCAUGGUGUCAAACUGUAUGGCAUGCUACAAUUUAUGUAUAAGAAGAAAAAAUGUGUAUGUAUUCCUAUUUGUUUGUAUAUGGUAGACUGUCUCUGAAGACAUAUAUGGAAGAACCUGAUCACAUUGGUAGUCUCCAAGGAGCGGAACUAGAUACCUGGGGGAUAAGGAUCCCAGGAGUGAGCCUUUUCAUUGUAAACUUCAUUGUACUUUGAGUUUUUAACUGUUCAAAAGUAAUAAAAUUGGAAAUAAAAUAUUUCAACAAACAAUAAAA
Messenger RNA from Pan troglodytes (chimpanzee), 4115 nucleotides. RefSeq names its product late endosomal/lysosomal adaptor, MAPK and MTOR activator 3 (gene LAMTOR3). The record is from RefSeq and is a predicted model, not a curated record. Gene Ontology annotation, cellular component: Ragulator complex. Bases 259 to 633 code for a protein of 124 amino acids. Lineage: Eukaryota; Metazoa; Chordata; Mammalia; Primates; Hominidae. Gene Ontology annotation, biological process: cellular response to amino acid stimulus; positive regulation of TOR signaling. The transcript is spliced from 7 exons.